CAUGAGAACAAGCACGGGCCGCGGCUGUCGGCCACAACAACGCCGCCACGCCACAACCCGCCCCGAGAUCUCUCCAUCGACUCCGGCCGCCGCCGAAAGAAGAGGCCAAGCCAAAGGGAUCUCCAUCAAGAAUUCAAGAUGCAGAUCUUUGUGAAGACGCUGACGGGCAAGACGAUCACGCUGGAGGUGGAGGCGUCGGACACGGUGGCGAACGUGAAGGCCAAGGUCCAGGACAAGGAGGGGAUCCCGCCGGACCAGCAGCGCCUCAUCUUCGCGGGGAAGCAGCUGGAGGACGAGCGCACGCUGGCCGACUACAACAUCCAGAAGGAGUCGACGCUGCACCUGGUCCUCCGCCUCCGCGGCGGCGGCAAGAAGCGCAAGAAGAAGACGUUCACCACGCCCAAGAAGGCCAGCCACGAGCACAGGAGCGUCGGGCUCGCCGGCGUGCUCGGCAGGUACAGGGUCGACGAGGCCACGGGGAAGGUCGAGAGGCUGCGCAAGGAGUGCCCCAACCCCGAGUGCGGGCCCGGCACGUUCAUGGCGGCGCACGCCGACCGCCACGCCUGCGGCAGGUGCGGCCUCACCUACGUCGUCGCGAGCCAGAGCGCGGCAGAGCUUAGCGGCUAGGUCGCUUCAUAUGACAUGUUUUGGAAGUGGGUCAUUAGUUCAAACAGUAGUGUUUGUUUAGGUAAUCGUGGAAUUUUUUUUUACAGUUAUUAACUGAAUUCUUUCUAUGGAGGCGUGGUUGCUUUUGAAUCUCUUUUGUUCGAUCCGGCAGCCUGUUUGCUGCUCGUAGCCACAUGUUCUUUCCCUGAGAAAUAAGCAGAGCAGCCCAAGGUUGGAUUGUUGCUACCUCAACUGCAAACGGAUAGUCCAAACUGUAUAGCUGAAUUUUGGAUUUCCCACUUA
Messenger RNA from Setaria italica (foxtail millet), 909 nucleotides. RefSeq names its product ubiquitin-40S ribosomal protein S27a. The record is from RefSeq and is a predicted model, not a curated record. The transcript has a single exon. Lineage: Eukaryota; Viridiplantae; Streptophyta; Magnoliopsida; Poales; Poaceae. Bases 139 to 627 code for a protein of 162 amino acids. Gene Ontology annotation, molecular function: structural constituent of ribosome; ubiquitin protein ligase binding; protein tag activity. Gene Ontology annotation, cellular component: ribosome; nucleus; cytoplasm. Gene Ontology annotation, biological process: translation; protein ubiquitination; modification-dependent protein catabolic process.